AACAUUGACAAAAGUAAUAACAUUUGAGGCAAAGAAGCAACUUUAUGGACCAUCGUGCUCUAUAUAAUACACCUAUAAUUGUAUUCUUCCAUCAUUCCAUCGCAAACUAAACGAAAGUUAUCCACACCUCAAAUUCUACAAACGAAUUCGGUUCAGAGCUAGGAGAAAAAUAUGAAUAAUUUUCGUGUAACCAUUGCAGUGUUUUUGGCCGCUCUUGUCUUCACCGCGACUUUUUCAAACUCUGUGGUGGAGGCUAAGAAGAAAAUGAUCACAAUCUCAUUCGCAUGCAAAACGAAAUCGGACUGUUUGAGAAACAUUGCUUGUGAAGCUUGUACUGAUUGCCGAUGUGAUAAAGGAUUAUGUAGAUGCCAUGGUUUUGGUGGAAAUCCAACAGCUGCGCCAUUAACUGCUUAAUCAAUUUGCCCAUUUCUUUUCAAUUUCUCUUUUGUUUUCUUGUCAUGUGCAAAAGAAUAAUUA
Molecule: messenger RNA, 477 nt
Organism: Camelina sativa (false flax)
Lineage: Eukaryota; Viridiplantae; Streptophyta; Magnoliopsida; Brassicales; Brassicaceae
Product: defensin-like protein 287
Source: RefSeq, a predicted model, not a curated record